AUGAAGGCCACCACAGUUGCUCUUAGCCUCUUUGCCACUCUUACUGCCGCGUACUCCCACCCGCGCCAUCUGCACUUCCGCCGCCAGAACUCGACCGCUCUUGUCACCAGCUCCGAGGUCCCAGCCGCAGUGGCCGCGGCGGCUUCCGUUGCCAGCAGCUCAAGCGUCUUGUCGACAGCCCUGUCGGCAACAAUCCCGCUUGUCACUGGUGUCUCCUCCGCGGCGGAGCUUGCCGCAGCCCCCACCAAUGGCACCGUUCCCGCCGGCAGACUAACAACACUGACUGUGAAGACCACGUCGAUCCACACCAUCACCUCCUGCGCUGCCACCAUCACCAACUGCCCUACCAACACCAAAGAUCUCGCAAGCCUGCCUGCCGAGGCUCUCUCUACAAUCAUUGUCACUGACGUGGUCGUGCUCACCUCCACCGUGUGCCCCGUUACUGCCGUCGCCUCCAUCUCGUCCAGCGUUGUUGCUGCCCACUCGUCCGGUCUCAUCAAGGGGAGCACUCUGCCUCAGUCUACUGUGAAGGCCACAACGGCCGUAGCGCACGUUGCCAGCACCGUGACUGUGGUCUCGACGACUAUUGCUACCUUGACCACCGCUAAGACCAUCACCAUCACCCUGGGAGGAGGAGGCGGCAAUGGGAACGGCAACGGCACCCCGCGCGUUGUCACCAGCACCAUCCAGUCCACUUUCAAAUCCACCAUAGAGCAGCUUGUAACUGUCACCAUUUCUGCUGAUGCAACCUCGGCCCCCGCUUCUGCCGCUACCACCGCCGUCGCUGCUGUCGGCGUCGAAAAGGACUCCACCACCACCAAGACUACAACCUCGUAUGGAACCCGGACAGUUACCGUGAAGACGGGCACUACCACCUCGGUCGUUAGCGGUGGUUCCAGCUCUGGAUCGGGCUCUGGCUCCGGGUCGGGAUCGGGUGGCUCGUUCGUCGAGUGCGCCAACAGCGUCGUCACUGUCACGCAGGCCGCUGUUACCGUCACCGAGAAGGCUUCGACCGUCACUGAGAAGGCCUCGACUGUCUUCGUGACCGUGACGGCCCCUCAAGAGGCUUUUAGUGCUGUCUUCUCCACGUUCCCGGCCAAGGACGUCGUGGGCUCGGUUACUACCUCGGCCGCGGCUCUUGCUACCAGCUCCAGCUCCAGCUCCAGCUCCAGCGGCGCUGACGAGGCGUGCAGCACUGAGGAGGUCGUGACCAUCACUCUGUCAUCCGCAACCGGCCGAUUCGCUGUCCCCAGCAACGGCACAGUGGCGUUCCCUACAGGCACCGCUGCCGCCAAGCUGCGCUAA
Molecule: messenger RNA, 1305 nt
Organism: Lasiosphaeria miniovina
Lineage: Eukaryota; Fungi; Ascomycota; Sordariomycetes; Sordariales; Lasiosphaeriaceae
Exons: 1
Coding region: 1-1305 (434 amino acids)
Source: RefSeq, a predicted model, not a curated record